Messenger RNA from Metschnikowia bicuspidata var. bicuspidata NRRL YB-4993, 1284 nucleotides. RefSeq lists its product as uncharacterized. Lineage: Eukaryota; Fungi; Ascomycota; Pichiomycetes; Serinales; Metschnikowiaceae. The record is from RefSeq and is a predicted model, not a curated record. Gene Ontology annotation, cellular component: membrane; cytoplasm. The transcript has a single exon. The annotation marks the transcript as partial. Gene Ontology annotation, biological process: protein folding in endoplasmic reticulum.
GAUGAUUGCAAGUUCCUCUCCUUCGAGGAGUGGAAGAAGUUGAAGGAGGCCGACACCAAAGCGCCAUUGUCCAAGGCCCAGCCCGGCGGCCCCCUCCCAAACCAACAGGCUGCCCCUCUGCCGCAGAACGCCAGCUCCUCGCCCCACAAGCCCGAACAGCAGCCCGUGCCCGAGGACCAGGGCCGUGUGUACAAGGACAAGUUCAACUACGCGUCCGGCGACUGCGCGGCCACGAUCGUCGAAACCAACAGCGACGCCAAGGGCGCCGCGGCCAUCUUGACGGAGGUCAAGGACUCGUACCUCUUGAACAAGUGCCUGGCGGCCAGCCAGUUCGUGGUGAUCGAGCUCUGCCAGGACAUCCUCGUGGGGUCGGUGGUCAUGGGCAACUUCGAGCUCUUCAGCCUGAUGUUCCGCACGGUCAAGUUCUCGGUGGCCGACCGGUUCCCCGCCACCCAGGGCUGGCACGAUUUGGGGCUGUUCGAGGCCCAGAACAUCCGCGCCAUUCAGACCUUCGACAUCGCCAGCCCGCUCAUCUGGGCCCGCUACUUGAAGAUCGAGGUGGCCAGCCACUACGGCAACGAGUUCUACUGCCCAAUCUCCUUGGUCCGCGUGCACGGCAAAACCAUGAUGGAGGAGAUCAAGGACUCCGACCGGAGCACGCAGCCGGCGCCGGCCGAAACCUCCCGCGCCUCGCCGGCCCAGGAAACGCCUGCCGCGGCCUUUGGCUGGGAAGACGGCGCGGCAGAGUGCAAGGUCAGGGGCCCGUUCUUGGCGCUCGACCAGUACUUGCGUGACUUGAACUACAGCGCCAACUACUGCGACGUGCCCAUGAUGCACACCAACGUAUCGCACCCGGCCCUGCCGGAGACCGCCAGCACCAAGCCCACGCAGGAGUCCAUCUUCCAGAACAUCGUCAAGCGCUUGGCGCUUUUGGAGCGCAACGCCACUUUGUCGCUUUUGUAUGUGGAGGAGCAGAGCAAGCUUCUCCUGGAUGCGUUCUUCAACUUGGAGAACCGCCAGGUCCGCAAGUUCGAGCACCUCUUGGCCCACAUCAACGAGACCAUGUACACGCAAGUGCACUACUUGGAGCGGGCCGUGGGGCAGAUCAAGUCCGACUCGAUCAGCAUGUUCCGGGCCCAGAGUGCGCAGGCACUGCGUUCCAUCACCGGCUUGCGCCAGGAAACACGGGCUUUUGCGGGGGAAAUCUCCUUUUUGAGGAAGCUCGUGGUUGCCGACACGCUCAUCAUCCUCGCCUUGUUGGUGUAUGUGAUUGGGACGCGAGAG